Messenger RNA from Aspergillus welwitschiae, 1289 nucleotides. Its product is annotated as COP9 signalosome complex subunit 6. The record is from RefSeq and is a predicted model, not a curated record. Bases 34 to 1197 code for a protein of 387 amino acids. The transcript is spliced from 3 exons. Gene Ontology annotation, biological process: protein deneddylation. Gene Ontology annotation, molecular function: protein binding; metallopeptidase activity. Gene Ontology annotation, cellular component: COP9 signalosome. Lineage: Eukaryota; Fungi; Ascomycota; Eurotiomycetes; Eurotiales; Aspergillaceae.
ACCAUCUCCUCCUUCAAGGACAUAUUGUUCAUCAUGUCUGAUCAGCCGGAAUCCCUCUUAUCUCCGAAGAACUCCGACUCCGGCCUCCAUAUCCAGCUCCACCCUCUGAUCCUCCUGACCAUCUCAGACCACAUCACCCGCCAUGCCGCCCGCUCUCAGCAAGGACCUAUAGUGGGAGCGCUUCUAGGCCAGCAGAACGGACGCGAAAUCACCUUGGAACACGUCUUUGAGUGUAUUGUGAACGAGGGCCCCAAUGGAGAUCUGCAGAUUCCGCAGGACUGGUUCGUAGAGAGAGUCAAGCAAUUCAAAGAUGUACACAAAGCUCCUGCCCUUGACCUUGUCGGCUGGUGGUCAACUGCUCCCCCGUCCGGCCCCAACACCGUCCACCUCCCAAUCCAUCGCCAGAUUCUCCACAACCACAACGAGUCCGCCGUGUUCCUCGCGUUCCACCCGUCCCUGGUACAAGACGCAUCCUCCAACGGCGGCAAGCUCCCCGUGACAAUCUACGAAAGCGUAUACGAGGGCGAAAAUGCGACAGAGAACAGCAAGACAAUGCAGGUUGAUGGAGAGGAACAAUCCCUAACGAUUCGCUUCCGAGAACUGCCCUACUCCGUCGAAACGGGGGAAGCCGAGAUGAUUGGCGUCGACACAGUAGCAAGGACAGCCAGAAACGCCGCCGCAGACACACAAGGCACGGCCUCUCUCACAAAACAAUCAGCCGGCAAAGAACCCAGCAAGGAUCAGUCAGAAGUGCUCUCCCCCGAGGAAGAAGAACUAAUCGCCAGCCUCACCACCCGCCUCAACGCCAUCAAGACCCUCGAAUCCCGUAUCUCCCUCAUCAAAUCCUACGUCGCGAGCAUCUCCACCUCCGACCCAGAAACCCCCAACUCAACAACAACCCUCUCCCACCCCAUCCUCCGCAACAUCAACGCCCUCCUCUCGCACCUCUCCCUCCUCACCCCUGAUGAACAAAGCGCCUUCACAGCCGAAGCCAUCGCCCAGAGCAACGACGUCCACCUCGUCUCCCUAUUAGGACAACUCGGCCAGAGCAUCAGCGCGAUGCGCGAGCUCGGGAAACGAACUGCGCUGAUGAACAGUGUCAGACGGACGAUGAUGUCGCGGAAAACGCAACAAUUAUCUUGGCAGAAUCGGUUCACUGAACCUUUUUCGACUGGGGAUGGGGUGAGUCAUGGAUAGGAGUGAGGUAUGUGGUGUGAGAUGGAGUUAAUCAACAUUAGUAGCUGAUAGGAGUCUUAACGAACCAUGAAUGCAUGAUCAUACCCUGACUG